AUGAGGAAAUUCAACCAAGUCUUGAAUUACUCUAAAGAAGAGCGGUUGAUUACGGUUCAAACUGGAAUAACAUGGAGAAAAAUUAUAAAAUUGAUCGAUGCAGACAAUCUAUCGGUUUCGGUGAUGCAGUCCUACGCGAGUUUCACAGUUGGUGGUUCACUUAGCGUGAAUGUUCAUGGCAGAUAUCGAAACCCCUUAAUAUCCACAGUCGAAGACAUUAAGAUCAUCGUCGCUAAUGGAACUGUGAUUCAAGCAAGUCCCUUCAAGCACAGUGAACUAUUCUAUGGAGCAAUUGGUGGCUAUGGGGGUCUGGGUGUAAUUACAGAGGUGACAUUGAAACUGUCAGAGAACUUUAAAAUGGAACGAGUAUCAAUUCCACUUCAGCUUAACCAAUAUGUUGACUUCUUUAUGAAGAAUCUACGAGACGACCCCAAUGUGAUCAUGCACAAUGCUCUUUUAUAUCCUGACAAAUAUUCUGAAGUUCGAGUUGUGGCGCACUUGAAAACGUUCAAGCCGUUGACAAUCGUCCACCGGUUGCGCUCGAAAAAACGAGGAAUUUCUAUGAAUCGAUUUCUGACUUCAGCCAUGACAAGAUUGCCAGGAAGGCUGGAGAUACGAAGACAGUUGCUGGACCCCGUCCGAUUUUCUAAAGGCAUUGUUUUGCACCGAAAUUACGAAGCCACCUCCGAGACAGCAGACGUUGAGCCGCUGUUCGAAGAUACAACGUUUAUACUUCAAGAAUAUUUUGUUCCACUCACUAAAUUUCAAGAGUUUGUACUUGGAAUGAAAUCUGUCCUUCUGCGAUAUAAAGUAGAUGUUAUGAAUGUAUCGAUUCGACAGUCUCGUCCAGACCCAGGAUCGAUUCUCGCUUGGGCUACGCAAGAGGUUUUCGCAUUUGUCGUGUAUUACCAGCAAGAGAGAAACCAACAAACGCAAGAACAAGAUCGUGUGUGGACGCGUGAGUUGAUCGAUGUCGUGUUAUCCUGCGGCGGAAAAUUCUACUUGCCGUAUCAAAUUCACGCAACAGAACGGCAAUUUCAUGAAGCAUACCCACGCGCUGUCGAAUUUUUUGAACUAAAAAAUCAAAUUGACCCCGAAUAUAAGUUUCUGUGUUCGUCUGUUGUGCGUAGUGCGGUUGCCAACGACACAGAAGAAUUGCGAGAGACGUGCUGCUGUAUUCCAAAGUUGAUUUCUGUUGAAUUCGAAACGCAUGUACGAAAAAAUUUACAGACUAUUGGUGGUAAUACGUUUCGAUGA
Molecule: messenger RNA, 1257 nt
Organism: Condylostylus longicornis
Lineage: Eukaryota; Metazoa; Arthropoda; Insecta; Diptera; Dolichopodidae
Exons: 2
Coding region: 1-1257 (418 amino acids)
Cellular component (GO): membrane
Molecular function (GO): D-arabinono-1,4-lactone oxidase activity; FAD binding
Source: RefSeq, a predicted model, not a curated record